Molecule: messenger RNA, 2960 nt
Organism: Epinephelus lanceolatus (giant grouper)
Lineage: Eukaryota; Metazoa; Chordata; Actinopteri; Perciformes; Serranidae
Product: receptor-interacting serine/threonine-protein kinase 3-like
Biological process (GO): protein phosphorylation; regulation of apoptotic process
Molecular function (GO): JUN kinase kinase kinase activity; ATP binding
Source: RefSeq, a predicted model, not a curated record
CAGAGAGUGGGACAGGAAACUGAAUCUUGUGCUCUCUUGUUUAGCUGCAGUUUGUUUAGCCUCUUGGUAUGAACUAACUCUUGAAUCUUUAUGCCACACGUGGACAGCAUCUGAGGGGAUAUAUGAUUUUAGCAGGAGAUGGCGGUGUCGAGCCACAAGCCUGUUGGUAAUGACAACUUGGAGAAAUGGGAAUCAGUUGCCUCUGGGGGAUUUGGUCAUGUGUACAAGGCCAGGCACAAGGACUGGGGCUUUGAUGUGGCCAUUAAGAUACUACGUCAUGGUAUCUGCCCCUUCAUGUCACUGAGCGAGGAGGCUGCUCACAUGGAUAAAGCUUCCUGUGAGUUUGUGCUCAGACGGUAUGGAAUUUAUCAGGGAUGUCCGCCUGGUGCAGGACCAUCCAUGCAAAACGGAAUAGUGAUGGAGUUCAUGAGGGGAGGGUCUGUUGAGUCCUUGCUGAAGGUCCUCUCUGGCCCUCCACCAUGGCCCCUGGUCUUCCGCUUGGCCCAUCAAGUGGCUUUGGGCAUGAACUUCCUCCAUCACUAUGGCCUAAUGCACCACGACCUAAAGCCAAGUAAUGUACUGCUAACUAUCGACCUUAAUGCCAAGCUAGCAGACUUUGGUCUGUGCAGAGUUUCCACCAGUGCUUUGAACAACAAUGAAGGAUCAAGAGAAAAAAGCCUCAGAGAAAUUGGAGGCACAUACAAGUACAUGCCUCCUGAAGCUUUUAAAGAACCAUAUGAACCUCACCGAUCUUAUGACGUCUACAGCUAUGGUAUCCUGCUCUGGUCCAUUGUCACUGGUAAAGAGCCCUAUGGAACAGCUGGUUAUGAUCAUGUGAAGGAGGCGAUCUGUGAUGGGCAAAGACCUUCCCUUGUGGAAACUGACCAGAAUAAGGCAGAAGGGUUGAAGGAACUGGUUGUCCUCAUCAAGAAGUGCUGGGAUGGCGAUCCCUCCAGCAGGCCUCUUUUUAUAAAGUGCCGUGAAGACACUGAGAAUUUGUUUUCAAAGCACGAGGAGGGAAUUCAUGAGGCAGUCCAACAAGUCUCGGCAAGACUGAAGUCACCAACCAGUAAUCAACAGUCAAACACACGUGUGGCAAUUGAUGUUCCUCCUCAGACACAAGGACAGACAAAGCCAAAUGAUACUGUGGAUUUUGUCAGAUUUACCAGAACUGAAAGGCCUUCAGCACAGGAUUCUGUCAGAGUUUUUACUGAAAGCAUGAGCAUUCAGGAUAAAGCAAAGUUUGUUGACGCGAACAGGGCGAAGAUAAUUAGAAGCGUUGCCGAGGUCAUGUCAAUAACAGAGGAUCUUGGAGACAUGGUCCAUGGUGAAGCCUACUCAUGGAUCCGAGCUCAGGUGACAAGCCACGAAAAGAUGAGAGUGCUUUAUGAUAGAUCAUUGCGUUCAGGAGGGGAAGUGGUCAAAGCAGCAUUCUACGACGCCCUCAAAAGCCAUCACCCAGAACUAGUGAAGAGGCUCGGUGGCUCAUCCUAAAGGAAUUGUGGCAUUCCUGCAUUUUCUGCACAGAGAUGUCAAAAGAGUUUCCAUGCCUCUCGUCAUACACUUCAAUACAUUAAUAUAUUUUUAUUCAUUUGUAGCCUACAUAUAUAAUGUAGAAGCCUAAAUGCAAUGCAUGCGAUAGUUUAGUUCAUAAUUGAAAGGAAUAUUUACAGUAUUUACAGGUUGACCUAGUUGCAGUAUAUUUACAGUCAUGCAAUAAGGGAGAGACACAUAUUUUUUAUUGCACUGGUCAAUUUUGAGAUUUUCAGACUAAUAAAAACGUCCAAAAUAGCCUACACAUUUAGGUGUUUAUUUAGUUCAGAUUAGUUCAUUAGUUAAAAUCUUUACCCUGCUAUCUUAUUUUUUGUCUAAAAUUGUAUGGAAUUUUACGAUACAUUUCUUUAAAGGCCAUUUUCUCAAAAUGCUCUAAGCCAAAAAUCUCAGCUUCAGUAACCAAACUUUCCAGUAUUGGUAUAUUCUGAAGGUUUUUACAGAGGGGUUAAUUCACAUAUUAUUCAUAGACUGAUUUAUGCAACAUGUUCUUCCUUAGAUCAUGGCAAAAAUGGAUUUUUUUCAAUGGUUAUGGACAGUAUUUUCUAAUUUAUGGAGUGAUAACAUGGAGUGAUGACAUCCAAAAUGCCCUCUGUAAAAUCCUUCGACUCUAGUAAAGGGAACCAAGAUUUUUUAACCUGGCUUUAUCUGAUGUUCAGAUGUUUGCAAAUCAGUAUAUAUUUAAUUAGAUAAUUAGAUAGUUUAGACUGGAUUAAUGCUUCAUUUGCUAAUUUUAACAUUAAAUUUGAGAAGAAUUGUAAUAUAAAUUAUAAAUCGUUCAUUAUGUCUUCAGUUUCUGAUAAUGACUUUAGCUGUUCUUUUAUCUCAGACAUGUAUUAGGAUGUUUCAUACCUUGACAUGUUUUGGCAUGUGUCACUUGGUGGUGGUUGUGACGCGUCUUUAUCAGCUGAUCUGUCAAAGACGCGUCAACUGGGAAAGUUUCAUGGUUAUACCUUUAAGUUAACAUUUUUUUAAAAUGCAUAUAAUCUCGUUUAUGUAACAUCUGUUAUAUUUUAGUAGUUGACUGUGUUUGUUGAUUCCUAGUUACAGUCUACCUUUAAGUGCCUUUUGAUAUUCUCGCGAAAUGGGGACUUUUAUGAUCAGACAAGUGCCCCCCAUCUCUCUUUAACAAUUCUCGCUUGAACUUUGUUUAAAAAUUUGAUGAUUGUGAAAUAGGACAGUUGUUCUGAACCAUUUUUAUUUUUUUGCGUGUCAAAGUUAACAGUUUUCCAAGCGGUGCUGUGGAUUUGGAUGAGAGGAAUUGUCAAAGCGUCAAGCUGAGGCACUAAUCAUUUGAAACCAACAUGUAAUUUGGUGACAUUUUACUACACUGUACAAAAAGUCGUGAAUAUAAUAAACUUUUCAGGAAUAUUUUCUCAAUAAACAUAUUUUUUCAUAAAGAAAAAAAA